Molecule: messenger RNA, 3121 nt
Organism: Ylistrum balloti
Lineage: Eukaryota; Metazoa; Mollusca; Bivalvia; Pectinida; Pectinidae
Product: DNA fragmentation factor subunit alpha-like
Exons: 4
Coding region: 1-615 (204 amino acids)
Biological process (GO): apoptotic process; regulation of apoptotic process
Source: RefSeq, a predicted model, not a curated record
AUGAGUACUGCCAGACCAUUCAGGAUUUGGAGUUAUGACAGAAGUGUGAAGAAGGGGAUCAUUGCUUCUUCCUUGCAUGAACUUGUUCAGAAAGGUAGAGAGAAGGUAGGAAUACUACCUGAGGAAACAGUGAGAGUUGUACUUGAGGAAGACGGUACAGAGAUUGAUGAUGAUGAUUACUUUCUGUUCCUCCCACAUAAUACAACGCUGAUGCUCCUUACUAGGGAUCAAAGUUGGGCAGUGGAGGGGAAAGAAAAUCGGUCAGGACUGGAUGAGCCAGAUUUUAUGAUUGGUGGCGAAGGACAGCAGAUUUCUGAAAGAACAAUAGAGCUGAUCACUGGUCUACAAAAGGACAUAACUCGUCUUAUAGCCUUUUCUAACGAGGAUUUACAGGGUGUAAUCGACCUCAGUGUUCCAGCACUAGCCAACCUCCUUCAUGACACUGAAAGUUAUGCAGAAGCUGUACAGGAAGCUUGUCAACGCCACCUAGAUGAGAGAAUGCAGACCUCUGAGGCCAUGGACCUGUUGCGAUUGUAUCACACGUCGAGACAAAACAGUAAUCUGAUAAUAGGAGAAGAAUCGUCCACUAAGCGACAGAAGUCUGCUAACACAUGAUCUGUAUAGUGUGAGAUUUACAGUGCCUUCUAAGCAGUGCAAUUUCUUCAUGUAGUUGUAUGUUUUACAGUAACAUUCCUCCAUCACAAUGCUUGUCUUUGUAUAUGUGUCUGAGACUCACAAAACCUAUAGGUUAUCAAUAUGUAAAGAAUUAAAUAUAGGCAGCACUUAUGAGAAGAUCACCUAUGUAGCAGAGCUUGUUAUUACUUUGUGGCAGUACCUGUACCUGUACAGGCAGAACUCUGAUCAUACAUAUAUUUGAACAUUUUCUUCAGGUUGGUAAUGUCAAUAGAAUAGAAGUUCUAAUAAAACAACCAGUAGAAGUAAGAAUGUGACGUUAAGAUGAUUACAAGGUCACCUUCAUCAGACAAAUGAUUUGGCAUUUCUCCGAUGAAGUUGACAGUAUAGUCAUCAAAUUGUCACACUCCAACGUCUACUGUUUGUGUUAUAAGAUGAAGGUGACCGUGUAGUCAUCAAAUUGUCACACUCCAACGUCAACUGGUUGUGUUAUAAGAUGAAGCUGACAGUGUAGUCAUCAAAUUGUCACACUCCAACGUCAACUGGUUGUGUUAUAAGAUGAAGGUGACCGUGUAGUCAUCAAAUUGUCACACUCCAACGUCAACUGGUUGUGUUAUAAGAUGAAGGUGACCGUGUAGUCAUCAAAUUGUCACACUCCAACGUCAACUGGUUGUGUUAUAAGAUGAAGGUGACCGUGUAGUCAUCAAAUUGUCACACUCCAACGUCUACUGGUUGUGUUAUAAGAUGAAGGUGACAGUGUAGUCAUCAAAUUGUCACACUCCAACGUCUACUGGUUGUGUUAUAAGAUGAAGGUGACAGUGUAGUCAUCAAAUUGUCACACUCCAACGUCUACUGGUUGUGUUAUAAGAUGAAGGUGACAGUGUAGUCAUCAAAUUGUCACACUUCUACUGAUUGUGCCAUAAGGACUUCUAAUCUAUCAUGAUCAUACCUGUGGCAGACUUGUGAUCAUCCAUUAUAAUUAACAGUGCGAUAAAUAUCAGUAUCACUUGAGCAAUUAUCAGUUACUUCUGGCAGAGGUCCUGUUCAAUUUUGUGGCAACAUUAAAGUCCUGAAGAGUUGUUUUGUGGCAUUCACAGUUGCCUAUGGCAGCUGUCCUGAUCUGUUGUUUGGUGGCAUUCAUAGUUGCCUAUGGUAGCUGGCCUGAUCUAUUGUUUGGUGGUUUUCAUAGUUGCCUAUGGCAACAGUCCUGAUCUGUUGUUUGGUGGUUUUCAUAGUUGCCUAUGACCGCUGUCCUGAUCUGUUGUUUGGUGGCAUUCAUACUUGUCUAUAGCAGCUGUCCUGAUCUGCUGUUUGGUGGCAUUCAUACUUGUCUAUAGCAGCUGUCCUGAUCUGCUGUUUGGUGGCAUUCAUACUUGUCUAUAGCAGCUGUCCUGAUCUGCUGUUUGGUGGCAUUCAUACUUGCCAAUGGCAGCUGUCCUGAUCUGUUGUUUGCCUGUUUAGCAGCAGACACAAUUUGCUUGUAAGGCAGCUUUAACAAGAACAGGCAUUUCAGAAAUAUUCAAGUGUUAAAAUAUAAAAUUUGCUUUACUCUUUUGAUUUACAGCAUGUAGUCUGUAUAGCUUGCAGAUUACUAUAAUUACUUUAAAGAUUGUGUGAAUGAGUAAGAGAUGAUAUGUAAGGUUAUGAUUUAAAACAUGAGAACUUCCACUGUUCUUUGUGUUUCUAUACAGUGUGAUAGAUAUGUGGCGAAAUUACUCUUUUUAUCUAGAAAGGAUGUGUUAGUCUAAACUCUCUGUGCAGGAAACCUGGAAAUCUUUGUUUACAAAAAAAAAAUUCCUUUAUUCAGAAAGUAGAGGAAUUAUUUUGUUGAUAGGUAAAAGACUUACUUGUGACAGUAAUAAUUCUAAACAUUCCACUGAAGGCUGGAUGAUCUCUUGAGAAUUACUGUAUUGUUAGUACAAUACUUAGACAAGCAUAUACCACAUCAAAUUUAUUCAUGAUGUGCUUUGCUAAUUUGCAACAUUUUAAUGAGUUAAAAAUUGUUCAUUAUAAGUUUCACUUUUUUGGGGAAAAUUAAUUUCAAUUAUCAAUAGAAGAAAUUAAAAAGUGAAUAUGAUAAUUGAAGUAAUUGUUCUAUCCAAGCUUAAUUAUAUGCGUCUGAAAUAUAUUACUAAUAAUGCCUAAUUAUUUUCAACCUCCUGGAGCAGUGGUCUUAUUGAUUCUGAAUUUAGGUUGAUAUUUUGAUAUCAGUCUGAUGUCUGUGAAAGUCAUGAUAAUUCAGACUAUCCUUUAUUGAGUGGGUAUGUUUUCUCCGAGUUACUUUAUAUUAAGCAGUUGAUGAUAGAUGAUCACACUUGAGCAGUAAUUCAGAGUCAAUGCAGUUGUAAUACAUUAUCUUGUACUGCCAUCUGAGUACAAGACAUUAUAGGUACAAUGUAUUGUAGUUUGGCUUUGUUUACACAAACAUGUAUGCGUGUUAUUAUUGUAAAGUUUUUACAUUUUAUAAUAAAAUUCAUAAAGAUUAAGA